Molecule: messenger RNA, 1547 nt
Organism: Lates calcarifer (barramundi perch)
Lineage: Eukaryota; Metazoa; Chordata; Actinopteri; Centropomidae
Gene: nudt22
Product: nudix (nucleoside diphosphate linked moiety X)-type motif 22
Exons: 7
Coding region: 172-1332 (386 amino acids)
Molecular function (GO): GDP-mannose hydrolase activity
Source: RefSeq, a predicted model, not a curated record
CGACAAUUGAGGCAGUGUACAAUCUGUCAUCAAAAGAGGAAGACACUACUCUGGUGUGUUGCGGAUACUUCAACCCAGGAAGGGAACAUCCAGAAGUGACAGUAGAAACCUGUAACUGCUGUGAGUGAAGAGGUGAGCAAAGACUUAGAUGAUAAUCCUCAGUGAGAGCCGAUGGACCCUGAGGUGUCGGUGCUGCUGCACUGUGCAGACUGGAGCGGGCUGCUGGAGUCUCAAGUACAAGUGGAGCUUUCUGACAGGUUUAACAGACAGACAGAUGCAGCUCUGGAGCGUCACAUAGAGGAGGUGUGGAUGGAGCGAGUGUCCAAGGAGCCGUGGCUUUUCAACGGGGCCAAAUUCAGACUCCACUCUUUCUGCUUGGCCUCCCCUCAGUCUCCAUCAUCAUCCUGUCCUCCUGCUAAACAUCCACAAUGCACUCCUUCAUCCAAAGUUCCCUCCUUAGACUGUGUGGACGAUCAGGGAGACAAAUCACGCAGCAGACAAAGACAGGAGGAUUUGUGUCACACUGAUCCUCCACAUGAUGCUGCUCAGAACAGUCUGGACCUCAGAAACAGUUCUUUAAAUCAGACUGAAAAUGUGGAGGGUGUCAUCCAGCAGACAGCCUCCUCCACUUGCAGAACAGCUGGACCUCCUCUGCUCCUCACCCUGAGACUUGGCCUUACGUGCUACAAAGACUACCUGGGAACCAACUGGUCGUCCCAAGUGGCAGAGCUCCGUCAGCGUGGCGAGGCAGAGUUCGGUGAUCCUCUGGUGCUGCUGGCUCAGCCUCUGGGCGUGGGCGCCAUCCUGUGUACAGAUGAUAGACAGGUGGUGUUGAUCCGGAGGAGCCAGAGGGUGGCGGAGGCAGGAGGACUCCUGGACAUCCCUGGAGGACACCCAGAGCCAAAGGUGGUGUGUGAGCAUCUGGGCCAAGCCAAGGAGAUCAGCAUGGAGGUGAUGCAGCAGAAGCCAGAGGCUGUCGUCUCGGAGCUGUUCUCAUCUGUGUGCGCUGAGAUCAGAGACGAGGUGAAUGUUCCUCUGAGCUGCCUCAGAGAGCCUGUCCUGAUGGGCGUCGCUCUGAAUCACACCAGCGCUGGACGACCGAGCGCUGAGUUUUACGUCAGGUGCUCACUGUCGUCCAAUGAAGUCAAAAAAUUGUACUGGAAAGGAGGAGCAGAGGCCCACGAGUCCACAGACAUCGUCUUCCUUGGCAGAACGGAGAUGUUGCAGCUGGACAGGAGCAGCCCUCUGUGGUCGGAGCUGUGUCCUUCAGCCAAAGGAGCCGUGCUGCUUUAUCAGACAGUGAAACCUGAUGGAGAGCAAGACCUCAGCUGAUCGCACCAGAGAACUGAUCCAGAUGAUCAAAUGGAGAAACACAAACUUCUUCAUCAGAGUUCAGGGAUUUAUUCACUCUUUGACUUUAAGCACCCUCUGACCAACACUGUUGUUAAAACUGUGCAAAAUACUGUAUAUUUUUCAACCUUUUAAACUGUACAGUAAAAACUAAUUACAAUGUUUUUUAAUGUUCUGAAUAAAAAUCCUAAAAAGUG